Molecule: messenger RNA, 336 nt
Organism: Syngnathus acus (greater pipefish)
Lineage: Eukaryota; Metazoa; Chordata; Actinopteri; Syngnathiformes; Syngnathidae
Product: metalloproteinase inhibitor 2-like
Exons: 3
Coding region: 1-297 (98 amino acids)
Biological process (GO): negative regulation of endopeptidase activity; negative regulation of membrane protein ectodomain proteolysis
Cellular component (GO): extracellular matrix
Molecular function (GO): metalloendopeptidase inhibitor activity; protease binding
Source: RefSeq, a predicted model, not a curated record
AUGGGCAGACUAGAGUCUGACAAUCUGCACGUGUCCCUUUGUGAAUUCCAUCAGCCGUGGAAAGACUUGAGCAGCACGCAAAAGCUGCUUCUGUACCGCUACGGAGAAGGCUGCGCCUGCACGAUCAAGUCCUGCCUCUCCCUCCCGUGCUGCAUUACCAGCACGACAGAGUGCCUGUGGACAGACUACCUGCCGGAAAACAAGGCCGUUCAUUACCAGGCCGAAAACUACGCUUGCGUCAAGAUGAGGGACGGCUAUUGCGCCUGGGACAAGCCAGCUGCCUAUCGCCAUAAGUGAUCUAUGGCCUUGAUUCUAAAUAAAAUGUGUUUAAUCGAA